Molecule: messenger RNA, 1761 nt
Organism: Fonsecaea multimorphosa CBS 102226
Lineage: Eukaryota; Fungi; Ascomycota; Eurotiomycetes; Chaetothyriales; Herpotrichiellaceae
Exons: 2
Coding region: 1-1761 (586 amino acids)
Molecular function (GO): magnesium ion transmembrane transporter activity; magnesium ion binding; cobalt ion transmembrane transporter activity
Source: RefSeq, a predicted model, not a curated record
AUGGCGCAAGCCCAGACGCCUCAGACCUACGAGGUAUACGAUCUGGACGAUGAUGCGGCCUUCAACGUGUGCGAGGCGAGGCUGAAGCAGGCUGGGACGGAAAACUUCAUCGUCAGCUUCGACAGCACCGAGGCCAAAUGCGCCGUCGACAUCAGCCGGGACGGCGCCCUGGAGUGGCUGCAGCAGCCUCACCGUCGCAGCGGGAGUCAAGCCUUGUGGUUGAACUUCUGGGCCUCGGAAUCGCAAAAGCCCAUCAUCGAGGAAGUGGCCAAGAAAUACGAUCUGUCCCCGAGACUUGCCGGCCUGCUGUGCCAGGCUAUUACUUCUCCAGGCCAGACGAAAAGUCAUGUCACGUCUUCCACAGGCAGCGACACCUCGCGGACUUCCACCUCUGCUCCGCUGCACAAGAGCCCGAGAACACGGACGACGGACGUCGAGAAAGGCGUGCCCCUUCAGCCCACGGCCGUACAGCAGCAACAAGCAAUGGACCCGCGGGAUCUGGAAGGCUUGACGUUUGGCACGGUAGUGAGGAACCUGUGGCACUUCUGCUCCGUCGACUUUGGCCGCCGUUACAUCUACAUCGGCUUCAAUGCUUUGUACUCGCUCCCGAAGGCCAAGAAAGACACAGCAACGCCACACGACGGUGCAUCUGCCGAAGAUGCUGGCAAUACGACGUCUGGAGGCAAUAAACCACCUGGCCAACGGAUCUGGUCGUCUCUGCUUAUAUGUGAUGAUGGAACCGUCAUUUCUGUGUUUGAACGUCCCAAUCCCAGUGAGCCGCAUCUCAUUUCUAGACGCAAUGUUCUCAAUGUCUUCCAGUGCCUCUCCAAGCAACACACCCAAGACAGCUCGCGAGAUGCCCUGAUGAAGGUCCGCGUGAGGUGGAACGAGUAUUCAAACAACAGCACGACCGGCUACGACCCAAAAGAGGCGGCGAGCCUCUUGUUUUAUUACCUCUUCGACGACUGGGAAGGGACUUACAGGUUGAUUGCCCGCCUUGACCAUCCCUAUCGGAGGAGAUUGGAAGAGAUGCAACAGCGCAUGUUCAAGGCGGCUGACGUAUCUCACGUCAAGGAGGUCCAUGAAAUUGGGACCCAGCUGACAGUCCUCAAGCUCAUGUACGAGAGCUACGAGUGGAUCGUGUCUCGCCUCCUUCACAGCCAACGAUUGGUAAUGGAUGCCAACAGCCUGCUCCUGUCACCCCGGGGCACAUUUCACGACCAAGACGUCAAGCUGGGGGGUCACCAAACUCCCGCUUCGCAUUUUGCACCGUACGAAGAGGGCUUUUUGGCGGAUGAUUCAAGGUCAAACGUGAAGUUGAGCUUUUCGGCCGUGGCCCGCUUCGAGAGACUGCUCGGCAGGAUUCGACUGUACGCGCUGACUGAAAUUGACGAAUGCAUCAAGCAGAAGGAGUCUCUUGUGCUUAUGAACUUCAACUUGGUCGCCUUGAAAGAGUCCCAGGCCGUGGAGAGGCUCACCAGAACGACGAUUUUGCUGGCCAAGGCAACCAUUUUGUUCCUCCCAGUCAGUCUGAUGACGGGAUAUUUCUCUAUCCAGCUUCCCGAAAUCGAGAAGAUUUACACCCUCAAGACGUACUGGCUCUGUUUCCUGGUCGUCAGCAUCCUUUCCGUCCUGUUCCUGGUGCUCUUCGGCAUCACCACCCACACAUUGGAAGGCCAAACGGUCUAUCGAUCCAUCACAAGCACAAUCGGGAGCGCGAUCUUCUCCGCUGCAGGCAAGAGGAAAAAGAAAACGCAAUAA